CAGCCAAAACAACAAAGCUUGCAGUUGUCUUUUGGAUUUCAUUGUGAAAAGCCUUUGGGUAGUUUUCAGAUGACAGAAGAUCCUUGGUUCCUGAAAGGGAGGAGUUCUGCCAGAACUUUGAAGAUCCCUGUAAACUUUGCAAAUUACCCAUCUUUUGGAGACAAUUAUAUCAAACGAUAUUGUGGAUUACAAUACAUGAGAAGUGUUUCGAGCCUGGAAGAUUAUUUAUGUUUGGCAUUAGCUCUUAUGGUCAUAAUUUCAAGUGGAGAGAAAAGGAAUACACAGGAACCCUCUUAUUAUCUUUUGAAAUAUGAAGAUCAGAGGAAAAGAAGGGUUUAAAGUGUGGAGUGAUGGUCCUCAAAACCUGUCUGUAAAUUAGCUGGCAUCCUGCAUCUAUAAAAACAACAAGACUUUGAGCUGAUUUCCAGGCACAGAGUGGACCUCAUGAGUUGUUAGCGGUGCUUUGAGAUCUGAAUUUUUAUACGCCGCAGGAGGAGGAAAUUGCAGCCUGCGGGGCAGAGUACCUAUACAAAUGUUUCCUCCUUGCUUGGACUGAUAGAAGAUUUGGAAGCCAAAUUCAGGAACUGACAUUCCACUGGUGAGGAAAAAAAAGAAGCAUGGACAUCAAUAAAGAUGAUGACGGACUAUUGAACAGGAUUGCAUUUCCAGGAGCUAUGUCCCUGACUAACACUCAUGUGCAUCCCCAUGGGGUGCCCCUGAGAGAGUCCUUUGGGGUUCCCUUCCAUCUGGACCCAUCUUACUGGGAGCAAGCCUACAGUGGGCAUGCAGGUCGCAUCUCCUACAUCCCAUUCCCUGGCUACGUGGGUGUCUAUGACUAUUCGUUUGAGCCUGCGUUCAUUCGAAAGAGGAACGAGAGGGAAAGGCAGAGGGUGCGCUGUGUGAAUGAGGGCUACACACGCCUGAGAGAGCACCUGCCCAAGGAAUUUGCUGACAAGCGCCUCAGCAAAGUGGAGACCCUGAGAGCAGCAAUAAGCUACAUCAAACACCUGCAAAGCUUGCUGGACUGCCAUCCCUUAGGGUCUAACAGUAAGGAAACGCUCUCUGCCAAGGAGCUCCCAGAAGCUCGAAGUCCUGGUCCCCCACGGGAGUGCAACAGUGAUGGAGAGUCUAAAACCUCUUCAGCUUCAUCCCCCUACAGUGAAUUUGAGGAGACAGGCAGCUAGGAAACAGCCUCUCUGGAGACAGAAACCUUCAAGCUCGGUUGAAAACCAAAUCUAAAACCCUGGGGAUUUUUCUGCAGUUGAAAAUGAAUACCAGGAAAAGGGAAAACAGCUAGGGGGAAAAAAAAAGGUAUUUUCAAUCUGUCAAAGGACUUUAAAUGUUGAUUGUACAAAAUCUGAAGCUAAGGAAACAGUUAUCUCUGAGGUUGCUUCAGCUAUGUUACUAAACUUUAUUUGGAUUGUUAAAAAUGAAGCAACUUUUGUAUUCUAGUUUUCAUUCAGCUUUUAUUCUGUUCAUCUAUUUUCUUUUGCCUUUCACUCAAUGAGACAGCAAAACCAGAUAAACCUAUUUCAGGAAAUCCCUCUCCCCUUUCUCCUGCUUCCUCCUGUAAGUUUUAUUGUCUGUUUUUCCUGACUGCUAACCUGAGAUGCACUAGAUUGCAAACACAUGGACUGGGAAAGAUAAGAUUUAGAUAAAAUGUCUUUCCCUAAAAUUUUUAGAAAACUCACAGAAAUACUUCUAUUUCUGAAAAGACAAAUUUUUAAUAUAAAUAAGGCUAUAUUUGGGAAUGAAUUUCUUUUACAGAAUCUUCUAAAGUGAAAGAAGCAACUCAUACAUUGGGCACUGGCUAUUUGGUGAUUAUUCGAAGGAUAAUUUUCAGGGAAAGAAAAUCUAACACUUUCAUUCUAAUAAAUGCUAGGAAGAAGGAAACAGGGUUCUGUAAGACUGCAGCACCUUCAAAAGCAAAGCUCCACUCAUGGUACUGGAAAAAAUGUUGUGAGCCUUUUUCUUUCUUUUCUGAAAAUUGAGCUUGUGGACAAAAUAGUCUUGAUUGUGUCUUUUUGACAGGUCAGAGAUCGUAUGCUUAGAAAUAUGUUCCUGUAGUGGUUAGGUACUGGUGUGUACAAAAAGGAUAACAUUAAAUAUAUCAGUUUACAUCUGCAUGAAAAUGUAGGUAUUUCUCCUUUUGCUGAGGAUAUUGUGUUACUUUUUCAAAGAAUGCACCUUUUAAAAUUAAUAUCUCAAAAUCUAUGAAAUAAGUUUCAUUUGGACCAUGUCUAAUUAAAAUGAGAAUUUUUCUCCAAAUUGCUCAAAAAUCUUCCUUUCUCAAAAGCCAGAUUUACAUAACAUUUAGGUAUGUGCUUAAAUCCCAUUCUGAACAUGGGUAAACUACUUCUACCCCAUGCACUUUCCACAGAUCUUUCAAACUUUUGGUUUUUUGGCCUCACGUUGGUGAAAUGGUUUUGAAUCUUUUUGUCUUGUCUUCAUGAUAUGCUGACUUAACAGCCGAAAAAAUACUUGUGUAUAAAUAAGAACAAAUACUGACCAAAUACCUCAAAAUGUGUCCAUAUAUUUCAUUUAAAUAAAAAAUUUAAUUAAUCCUGGCUGUGUUUUUUUUUUUCAUUUUCAGUUGCUAACAAAUGGGACAGCACUGUUCGCAUGAGUAAUGACUUUUCAGGAAAGAAUA
Molecule: messenger RNA, 2650 nt
Organism: Phalacrocorax carbo (great cormorant)
Lineage: Eukaryota; Metazoa; Chordata; Aves; Suliformes; Phalacrocoracidae
Source: RefSeq, a predicted model, not a curated record